AAGUGGAUUUGCCUCUGUGUUUUUACCCCGCAUGUCACCCCACUAGCGACCAUCCAUCGACUCAGCUUUACUUUGUCGCCAUCAACGAGAUACAGUUCGCCGGAAUCAUGUGCCAUCUCCGGCAAUUCAUUCGCUUCAUCUUACUUGCUUUCGCUCUCUACACUUCUCUUCAGGCUCAGGUUCAGGCUCAGGAAAAUCUCUCCUUAACAACCAGACCCACUUCCCCUUUCUCGAUCUCACUCGAAACCCUUCAAAAUCAAAUCCAGUACACAUUUCAGGAUGUGGAGUUACUACGACGUGCCCUGACGCAUGCAUCAUACUCAGGAGAGAACAACAGAGCUUUGAGCGUUUUGGGAGAGAAGGUAAUUGAAGGUUCGGUGUCUCUGCAAUUGCUUAGCAAGGACAUCGAUAUAUCACCCAAGGAUCUCAGCCGGGUUAUUAUGGAUCUGUCUUCCAAUGUGGUGACAUCAUGCGCUGCUGACGGAGGGCGCUUAGGUUUGCAGAAGAUAAUCAGGGUUUCUAGGAAGACCAAUUCGUCGGCUCCUGCAGUGGUUUGUGGUGCUUUCCGGGCAAUGUUCGGAGCAAUUGCGAUUGACAAGAGUAACUUGGACAGUGCGGGGAAGGUAUUCUUGACAAUUCAUGGGAAAGGCAUGCAGAAAGCUAUGGCAAUGUAAGUAUUCAACUGAUGUUGAUAUAUUUCUAGUCAGAGGGAACUUUGUGUAUUAGUAUGUGUUGAAGAGUAUCCACUCUGUUUUUAGCUUUGUAUGCGCUGUGUAACUAGUUGACUUUGUAAGACUUAAACUAUGUUGUGUAUCUAAAUCAUUUGUGUGCACUGCAAGUGAAAUCUUUUUCUUUAUAA
Messenger RNA from Solanum stenotomum, 859 nucleotides. Its product is annotated as protein NUCLEAR FUSION DEFECTIVE 2. The transcript has 3 exons. Gene Ontology annotation, molecular function: ribonuclease III activity; double-stranded RNA binding. Gene Ontology annotation, biological process: rRNA processing; regulation of gene expression. NCBI's taxonomy places the organism in Eukaryota, Viridiplantae, Streptophyta, Magnoliopsida, Solanales, Solanaceae. The coding region runs from base 108 to 674 and encodes 188 amino acids. Gene Ontology annotation, cellular component: nucleus. The record is from RefSeq and is a predicted model, not a curated record.